AUGCAUGUCAUGGCUGCUGAGUUUGAUUGCGACCAAAUGCAACCAAGUGCUCCAGUGUUUGGAUCUUGUGCCACACUAGAGAAAUUUGGAAAACAGCUUGGGGUUGUUCGAACGCAACACUUGCUUCUCCCCAAACUCGUUCUUUAUAUCUUUAUUAGAGUUUUUUUUUUUUUUAUUUAUUCUGCCUUUCGUUUAUUUGUUCUUUCUAUUCUUUCUUUCUUUUUUCUUUCUUCUUUUUCUGCAUUCUUUCUUUCUUUCUUUCACCCAUUUUUCUUUUCUAUUUUUUCUUGUAUCUUCUUUCAUAAUUUCUUUUUUUCUCUAAUUUCUUUCCUAUUUUUGCCGUUUCUUGUUUUAUCAUUCUUUCUUCUUUUUCUUCGUUUUUCACUUUCUUUGUUGUCUCUUUCUUUUUUCUUCUAUUGUUUUUUCGAAUUAUUAUUUUUCCUUUCUUUUUUUAAAUAUUCUGUUGUUCUUUUCCUUCCAUUACUCUCCCUUUCAUACUUUGUAUUUCUCUUUUCUUUCAACUGUUCAUUCUUUCUUUUUCCUUUUCUUGUCUUUUUCUUUCUUUCUUUCUUUCUUUUUUCUUUUCUUGUCUUUUUUCUUUUUCCUUUUUGUCUUUUUCUUUCUUUUUUUCUUUCUUUUCUUGUCUUUUUCUUUCUUUCUUUCUUUCUUUCUUUUCUUGUCUUUUUCUUUCUUUCUUUCUUUCUUUCUUUCUUUUCUUUUCUUUUCUUUCUUUUCUUUCUUUCUUUCUUUCUUUCUUUCUUUCUUUCUCCUAUGCUUGUUUCUUUUCGUUCUUUCUUUUUCUUUCUUUUUUUCUUUCUUUUCUUGUCUUUUUCUUUCUUCCUUUUUCCUUUUCUUGUCUUUUUUUUCUUUCUUUCUUUUCUUGUUUUUUCUUUCUUUCUUUUCUUGUCUUUUUCUUUCUUUCUUUCUUUUUUCUUUCUUUCUUUCUUUUUUCUUUCUUUCUUUCUUUUUCCUUUUCUUGUCUUUUUCUUUCUUUCUUUCUUUCUUUCUUUCUUUCUUUCUUUCUCCUAUGCUUGUUUCUUUUCGUUCUUUCUUUUUCUUUCUUUUUUUCUAUAUUUUCUUUCUUAUGUUCCUCAUGUGAUAUUUCUGUCUUUAUUCUUUUAUUUACUUAAGUUUUCUUUCUGUUAUCAUUUCUUUCUUUCUUUCUUUCUUUCUUUCUUUCUUUCUUUCUUUCUUCUAAAUACCUAUCACUCCAUUUCCCUCUUAUUUUUUCUUUUCAUCCUUUUCCCUUUCUUUCUUUCUUUCUUUCUUUCUUUCUUUCUUUCUUUCUUUCUUUUAAAUACAUAUCGCUCCAUUUCCGUCUUUUCUCUUCUUUUUUAUCCUUGCAUUGACCUUUCUUUCUUUCUCUUAAACAACUAUCGUUCUAUGUCUCUCUUUUCUCGUCCUUUUUAUCCUUUCUUGUCCUUUCUUUCUUUCUUCUAA
Acanthosepion pharaonis is the source of this 1440-nucleotide messenger RNA. Lineage: Eukaryota; Metazoa; Mollusca; Cephalopoda; Sepiida; Sepiidae. The record is from the annotation of a GenBank genome assembly.